CAGCAUUCGUGGACAACAUGCGCAGCCAAAUGUCGGUGCAUUAAAGACAGCGAGUCACAGAGCACAAUGGAUAAUCACCAAAAGAGGAAUCUAACUUUCUUCACAAUUGGACUGAUAUUUAUGCUGAGCGGCAUUGAGUACGCCGUCAUUCUGCCCACAAUAUGGAAGUAUCUUCAGAUUUUGGAGGCCCCCCCUUACUUCCUGGGUCUGGGUCUGUCUGCCUUCAGUUUGAGCGGGCUGAUCACAGGUCCGCUUUUCGGGCUGUGGUCAGACCGGACCAAAACUACAAAGUCCAUCAUCCUUUUCUCCAAUCUUUUUGAGAUUGCUGGUAACUUCAUGUAUUUUAUUGGAUACUCAAAGUGGCUGUUGUUAUGCAGUCGGCUUGUAGCAGGUGUCGGCGCAGGAGCGGGCUCCUCCAUCUUCGGUUUCCUGACUCGGUGCACUCGUCCCGAGGAGCGCGCCGGCAUCUUUGCGGCCAUCAUGGCCUGUCGACAAGCUGGCCUCCUCGUGGGGCCGGCGUUCAACCUGUUCCUGCGGCUGUGUGAUUUCAAACUGGGGCCCUUUGUUGUGAACAAAUAUACGUCUCCUGGGAUCUUCAUGUGCCUGUUGUGGUUGCUGCUCCAGUUUGUUGUCCUGGCUACGUACUGGGAUGUACCACCCAUCAGCUCAGAGGGGGGCGCGGUGAUGGUGGAGAUGAAACGAGAGGAGGAUGACGGGGAGAAGGUGCCGCUGAUGAGGUCCGACGAGGAGCAGGUGCACACCUACAGAGCUGUCAGCCCCGACCAAUCGGAGACCUCCGCCUCGUGUGAGAUGCACCCCGUGCGCGGCGCCUCGUCCAUCUCGAACCCUUUCAAAAGCUUCAGCGCCAGCAGAGAGUUCCUGAGAGAGGAGGUGGUUGUUCUCCUCACGGCUCAGUUCAUCACUCUCUUCAAUCAGACAGCGCUGGAGACCAUGGUGACUCCUCUGACGCAGCGCCACUUCAGCUUCGGCGAGCUGGGCAACAGCCUGAUGUACAGCCUGUGCGGGGUGGAGGUCAUCCUGGGCUUCUUCUUUGUGCGCUGGCUGAGCAGGAGGGUGGCGGACCGCGCCGUGCUGGCCGCGGGCCUGGUCAUCUGCUGCACCGCUUGUAUCUGGUGCCUCAUCUUCCUCUGCAACCCCCGAGGUGGGUAUAGAUGGGAGCUGUCCGCCUUCAUCAUCGGAGUGUUUCUACAGCUGCUGGGGCUUCCCUUCGUGGCCGUGUCUCAGGUGUCUCUCUUCUCCAAAGUCACUGCAGAGAAAACACAAGGAUUCAGCCAAGGUGUUAGACGCUCAGUCGGGGGCCUGGCCACCAUCUUGGGUCCUUUGUGGGCUGGAGGACUGACCAGUAAUUUGUACGUGAUGCUGGGCAUGAUGCUAGCUCUCCUUAUAAUGAUCACAGUUAUGACAGCGCUGUCCUACGAGCGGCUGACUGAGCCCAGGGCAGUGCAGUGCGCCCAGAGCUCUGACAGCGGAGGAUAGAGCUGCAGCCUUUCUGAAGAGCCCGAGAGGCUAAAGAUGGACAGAGGGAGUGCCCUUCUCUUCUGAGAGAAUCAAUACAAGUUUACUGCAGAGAGGAAACUG
Epinephelus moara (kelp grouper) is the source of this 1599-nucleotide messenger RNA. RefSeq names its product major facilitator superfamily domain containing 8-like 2 (gene mfsd8l2). Gene Ontology annotation, molecular function: transmembrane transporter activity. Gene Ontology annotation, biological process: transmembrane transport. NCBI's taxonomy places the organism in Eukaryota, Metazoa, Chordata, Actinopteri, Perciformes, Serranidae. The coding region runs from base 67 to 1497 and encodes 476 amino acids. The record is from RefSeq and is a predicted model, not a curated record. The transcript is spliced from 11 exons.